Nannizzia gypsea CBS 118893 is the source of this 510-nucleotide messenger RNA. RefSeq lists its product as hypothetical. Lineage: Eukaryota; Fungi; Ascomycota; Eurotiomycetes; Onygenales; Arthrodermataceae. The record is from RefSeq and is a predicted model, not a curated record. Bases 1 to 510 code for a protein of 169 amino acids. The transcript has a single exon.
AUGUCGUUGAACAGGAUAUUGCCAUCGCUUCCUGCGAUAACAUCUCAGGCUACCGUACGACUGCGCCCUGCACCCAAAGGACGUUUUCGCCCCAAUUUCCCCACCGCCCACCUGAGUAGCUGGCGAGGCACCAGCACUGAGGACCAAAGUGUGAACCGCGUGAAGAAGGGGGACAUCACGGAUCCGCAAACUGAAGCCACUAGGUCGGGCCGUAAGGAGAAAGGAAAGAAGAGUGGCUUGGAUGAUAUGUCAAAAAGCCAAUCCACAACAGAGAGGGACCAGCAGAACUCAACAAGCAAAGCAGAGAAAGAAUUUCCCAAGGCGCCAAAACCAGUCAUUGGAAUGACGGACGAACGGGGUGAGGUCAGUACUAAUGGGAUGCCAAUUCCUGUUUCAAUAUUCGCUGAGGGUGGGUGGCUGAUAUUUGCAUUCGUGAGUGGCGCAGAAGGGUGCAUGAGUAUGGUCCACCGGGAGGAGGAAAAAGAGGAUCUGGAGAUAUUCCCGGUCUAG